AUGGCUACUACUGCUUCGUCCCAGAAUAAUCAACCUGCUAAUUCCGAGAAUACAAAAAGUCGAUUAGACAACCAAAGGACGCAACAAGAUAACGUAUACCAGGAGGAUCAGCAGGACCUAGCUGACGAGAUUCUCAUACUCGCAAGGUCGUUACGAAAUGCUCCACCUACCGACGCGCAGACCAGAACGCUAGCCUUGGCCAAGCAGCCCAGGUUUGGGGAUUUGUCUCGCUAUUCCAUCAGCAACGAAGAUGAGAAUAGCUUGUGGGAGAUAGAAGCGGCUCGACUUAUAGACAACUUGAAAGCAGCACCCGAGACUUUCAACCCUGACUGCAGCUCUACAAUGCUCUCCGCCAUUGACACCGCAGGGUUUACCUAUCUUGAAAAGCUUUCUGAUCAGAUGCUGUGUGCAUUAUCAAUGUGUGGGCUAGAUGACAGCUCGGUCCUUGAGACUCAUUGCUCUGCAGCUGCUUCUCCGAAUGGAUCUAUUGUCGGUCGAAGUUUCAAGAAGUUGGAAGAUGAAUCGCGGUAUAGGCCUGAAACCUAUCAAGUUCGUGGAGUCCCCAUGUCAAGUGUACCUCACAAGGCUAUCUGGAGUGGACAGGUUCCUCAGACGGUUCCUCCACCGAUGGUGACUUUGGAUGAUGUCGAUGCGGUUACGUACUACCUUCUCGUCGACUACAUCACAGCUACGCUGGCUCGUAUUUUGUUGACGGGAUUCAAUCGACAUCAGCUUUACUGGCUGGGCAUUGUCGUCACUGUUCUUGCAAAGUUCUCAACAAAGCUUAAGGCUCUGUCACAUAACCUUCAUGAAUUUCUCCUCGAAACUCUGAUAACUUAUGACAACCUUCGCAAGUGUCCUGACCUACAUAAGUUCUAUGCUGGAGAUAACUUGUCCGAUGUUGAUUUGAACAUAAGAAUAGCUACGAUAAAGUUAACUAUUGGAUCCAGUGACAGCUAUCUUGCCGAUUAUGUCUCCGAUAUGGGUGUCGUAUCGAACUGGCUGUUCCGUCUUCUAUGGCAUAUUCUCACUGAUAUGAAAACUCGCAAUACUAGAGGCAGAACUACGGAUGAGUUCGAGAUAUCUGCUACUGUCUUUUCAGCUGGCUCACGCGGUGUUUCUACCUUGGUCUAUCAGAAUCGACCCGGCCACAUCUCGGGUUCCUCGUCCAGCGUCGCAGUUGCAAUGUAUCACCGAGCCUUUGAGAUCAUGAUGGAUACUGCCGCUUCUAUCAAGAAGGAACGUACGCAAGCUGUUCAAAUUGAACAGGUGGCCCAAUGUACACUAUCUAUUGGGGCCGGGAAGUCAUUCCCUGACCAGAGCUUUAAGAUAAGGUCGAUGGCAGAUCUCAUCAGUAUCAUGGUUAUUUUCUCGUCCGUGGAUCCAACUCUGAUCGAGGAUAUGGUUCCUGUCUGCGAUACAAUACGUGCAUCAACCGUCCUUCCAGUCAUUUACAGCACAGUAAAAUGUCAUGCCUCUUUUGCAAGUCUUAAGACUAUUCCACCACAGGUAAAUCGAACGAUACUCCAAGACAGUCGCCCUUUAUCCGAAUCGUUCAUCUUGCAUAGUGGCAAUCGUAUAUUGUCAGGUUUCAGAGACCGUCAAACUAUUCCUUGGAACUGGAGCUCCAAUGCUAUUACUCAGAAGGAGCUGCAUACAUCCGAAUCCAUGCGCAGGCGAAUCUCAACCUCAGCUCGAAGAUGGGCAGUGGAAGACCAAGCUAUCAGUGUCAGCUGUCUGGGCUAUACCAUUACCGUCUUGACGGGCUGUGCAAUUCUUGUUCUGGGAGGCCUGAUGGCUGGAUUCUUUGUCGGAUCCCGAAUCGACGGUGUAGAUCCCUUCAAUUUGACGAUGUUUUCUUGGAUCGUUGCUGCAUUCAUCAUCGUGGUAUGCAAGAGCCUACGAGUCGCUGAAUGGACCUGGAGAGACUUCUUGAAAGGACGCGUUACAUGUCGGAGCGUUCACGAGCUCGCAAGUGUAACAAAUCUGGACGAGCAAGGUAUUAUCAUGCAUCUACUGUCUUCAGAACAUGAAUUACCUCUGAAACUUCGGGGACCUUAUAAUGGCGUCUUCGCUAAAACCGGAUCAGAAGGCUUUUCUGUCGAUAUCAAGCCCAAGAUGGGUACUCUAUUUGUUAGCGGCUUGGUUAUCUUGGAGGUCAUGAUGGAGAGCGGUUCAGCCCUUGUGUGUCUCGAUCUCAGACCUCAGAAUAUAACAAAUGACAGAGAACGUGACGAUGCUACGGGUAGACGACGAAUAGUACAUGGGCAACGUGAGGCAUGCCUUGUACUAGCAUGUAGGAUUCCGCGCCAGGAGGGUGAAAUUGAGAGGGACAUUACAUUCAGAUGGCAAUGGCUGAGCUGGGAGAAGGUUACUGGCUUGUAUAAUAACCCCAAUCAGAAUGUGAGGUAG
Messenger RNA from Fusarium coffeatum, 2412 nucleotides. RefSeq lists its product as uncharacterized. The transcript has a single exon. The record is from RefSeq and is a predicted model, not a curated record. NCBI's taxonomy places the organism in Eukaryota, Fungi, Ascomycota, Sordariomycetes, Hypocreales, Nectriaceae. Bases 1 to 2412 code for a protein of 803 amino acids.